AUGACAGUUGCUGAUGUUCUUCAAAAAGCGCGCCAGGAUGGCAGGACACUCCUCACAGAGGUGGAAUCAAAGGAAUUGCUGCGGGAGUCCGGCAUUCCCGUGACGGACACCCUCCUGGCCCGCACCAGGGCCGAGGCUACCAAGCUGGCCCAGCAGAUGGGGCUGCCCGUAGUCCUGAAAGUGGUCUCGCCAGAGGUGACCCACAAGAGCGACGUGGGCGGUGUCAAGGUCGGCCUCGACAGCCUGCGGCAGGUCAGAGGCGCAUUCGACUCCAUAGUAUCCUCCACCCAGGAGGCGGUUCCGUCGGCGACCAUUCUGGGAGUCUCGGUGCAGAAGAUGGCCGACCCCGGCGUAGAGAUCAUCAUCGGCGCCAACAAGGACCCCCAGUUCGGUCACGUCAUCAUGUUCGGACUUGGCGGAGUGCUCGUGGAGAUGCUGAAAGACGUGUCCCUUCGACUGGUGCCCCUGACCCCACGAGACGCCCGCGAGAUGGUGCGCGAGAUCAAGAGCCUUCCCCUUCUCCAGGGAUACCGCCAGUUCCCGGCCUGCAGCCUGGAGAGUAUUGAAGAGGCUCUUCUGAAACUGUCGAGCUUCCUGGAGCAGCAUGAAGAGGUGAAGGAGCUCGACCUCAACCCCAUCUUCUGCUACUCCGACGGGCUGGUCGCCGUGGACGCCCGGGUAGUCCUGGAAGAAGAGUAA
Messenger RNA from Geodia barretti, 699 nucleotides. NCBI's taxonomy places the organism in Eukaryota, Metazoa, Porifera, Demospongiae, Tetractinellida, Geodiidae. The record is from the annotation of a GenBank genome assembly.